GGGAGUUCGCAGUGCUUGUGUUCUUAUUAGCCUCCUCUUCGAGCGCGCGAAAUAGCCGCCCUCUAGGAUUUAAUCGGCCUUUCGACUUUUUAAUCCACCUACAUCUGUUGGUCUGCAAGUUACAGUUUGCCCCGUUUUCCAAAAUUUUCGAUCACAUAAUAUUGUGGCAUAAAGUUCUUGUAUAAAGAGAUAAAUAUUUCUGUUUUCUUGUCUUGAAAAACCAAAGCGCUUAUUCACAGGUUUUAACAGCGCGGGUAAAGAAAAAACAAUUUGGCAAAAGUGUUGCAAGUAGACCUAGUACUGUUUUCGCAAUUUCAGUAAAAGUUUUUGACUUUUAUUCCACGGACUCAUUCUUGCAUGAAUCAAUGGUGUGACAAUUGAAAGAGCUUGACACUUUCAAAGAUGGCAGCUAGGCUUACCAGGCCAGGUAACCCCGAACGUGGAUGGAAUGAUCCACCAAUGUUUAUGUAUAACAAAGAUGGCCAAAAGGUGCAGUCAUCACCCAGGAAGAAUCCACUUACUCAGAGGGUUGGAAUGUCUCAGAGCUACACUAGUUCUAUCCAAUCAACAGGACACAACAAACCUGGCCCCCCUCCUGCAGUUUUACCAGGAGCACCACCCGUUGCCUCCGUUCCUCCUCUUCAGCUAUUCAGCAGUCCACCGACUGAAGAAAAUAAGAUGUCACCUGCAAGGUCAAGUGAGGUCAAAGGUGAAGAGGAGGAGCAGUCGGAGUUGCCAGGGGACAUCUGCAUCACCACCAUGGCCAAGCUGAGGAAUGUUCUUCAACUUUGCCAGGAGAAGUUAAAGGUUCGUGUUGCAGAAGACAUCAAGAAGAGAAUGGAUGCACUGAACACUGCCUGGACUGGGGGUAAACUCUCUGUAGUGGUGCAACAGCGAAUGGAUAAAUUAUCAACAGCUCUUGCAGACAGGGAUUACAAUCGAGCUCAUGAUGUACACCUGUCCCUGAUGGUGGACUAUGUCGCAGAGGUGAGUCAGUGGAUGGUUGGCAUCAAACGCCUCAUUAUGGAGGCACGGACAAUACUCCCUCCUCCUCUACCCUCUUCAGAAACAGGAGGUGGGCACAUUCUCGACCAGCCAACUGACAACAGAACAGAGACUGACAAAGACAAUACCGAUCAGGUGGAAGAGGCUGUGAAUGGCUCCCCUCCCAUUGUAUCUGCAGCUGCAAGUGGCGAGGACAAUCAACAGACCCCUCGCGAUGGAGAAGGUUCCCAGGAUGAAACAGGUCAAUCCACAAAGGAGCAAGAACUCAAGGAGACGACAGCCGUCCAAGAUGAAAUCCCUCCAGCCGGUGAUUCCGAGAGCCAGCUGGCUGGAUCAGAAUCAUCACCAAGGCUUAACAGGAAUGAAGAGGGUGAAGCCAGUGACUUCAUCAGACAGUCGUCCUCAGAUGAAACAAAGGAAUUGCUGGACAGACUACCCUCAGAAAAGACAGCCGAGUCAAGAGGAAAGGAGGCUGUCAUCUCUGACUCACACUAGUGGAUCAAGACUAACUUGGUCUUAAUACUGUAGACACUUAAAGCUGCAAAAUUAUGCGGUUGAACAUUUUCACAGAGUACCUAGACAUGAGUGCACAGCUAGAAAUCAUCAUGUCUGUCAUGAGCUACUCAAAUGAACAUUGGCAAAAGCCGUUUGCCACUGUUUGCCCUGUUAUUUGUGACUGGCCUUAUGAAAGGACUUGUGGGUUAACUCAUCAACUACAACACUGAUUGAAUUUGCAAGAAUUUGUAGUGUAGGAUCCAUCAGUUACAUCAUACAUCUCAUUUUUAACACGACGGCAGAAGGUUAUACAUGUAUAUGGCAUCGCACAUUUUGGUAAAGCAUGGGCAUUGUGAUAACCAUAUGUUCCCUGCAUGCAUGGGAUUUGACUUCUGGAUUUGAGAAUCUGCAGCAUGCCAUGUUAGAGCUGAACUUUUUUUUUAAGUCCCCACAGUGAAUGGCUUCAUGGCGGAUGAUGUAGGGAUUUUCUAUACCAGUUACCAGGGAGGACAUUUAAACAUGUCAUGUCAUUUCUGUAUACAGUGGUGGAUGGUGUCCGUAAUCAUCCCAAUGCUUGAGUAAUCCCCAUUCCUCUCACUAAUACAUUUCUAGCAUUCCUGUUUCUCCAUUGAAUUAUAUUCAGCUUCUAACCGAUGCAGGCUUUGCAGUUCAAAGAGCCAUGCUCUUUACAUAUAUCAGCAGCUGCUAGAUUGAAUUGUUAGGAUGAGAGAUUUUAAGUUCUGAUAAAACCAGGAAUGUGCUUUGUUUAUUUUUUAUGGGCUGUAUUUCUUUAAAGUGAAAUCAUGCUUUCGUAUUAUAAGCAGGGUUAAGAGUGUUCUGUCCUAAAGGCUUAAAAGAGAUUUUAUUUUUGAAUAAGCUUAGAGAGUAUGGGCAUUAUAUCACAAAGGUGAAGUUUGAAUAGCCACAAUUUAGGCCUUAAUAUAUAGCUCUGAAUGUAAGUAAAAUCAUUAGACAUUUUUGGUGAAGAAUUAAUCCAUGGUUGAGAUAAGCGCUGGUCAUUGUAGUCAUUUCACCGAGUUACCAUAACAUUGUUCUUGAAUGACUGCAUACAAAUUAUUUUCAAUGACCAUGGUGAAUAAACUUCAUUUAAUGGUGCUCUGUGA
This is a messenger RNA of Acanthaster planci (crown-of-thorns starfish), 2624 nucleotides long. RefSeq names its product steroid receptor RNA activator 1-like. Gene Ontology annotation, cellular component: nucleus. Gene Ontology annotation, biological process: regulation of transcription by RNA polymerase II. The record is from RefSeq and is a predicted model, not a curated record. Lineage: Eukaryota; Metazoa; Echinodermata; Asteroidea; Valvatida; Acanthasteridae.